Molecule: messenger RNA, 3742 nt
Organism: Melanotaenia boesemani (Boeseman's rainbowfish)
Lineage: Eukaryota; Metazoa; Chordata; Actinopteri; Atheriniformes; Melanotaeniidae
Gene: mccc1
Product: methylcrotonyl-CoA carboxylase subunit
Exons: 19
Coding region: 178-2325 (715 amino acids)
Cellular component (GO): mitochondrion
Molecular function (GO): metal ion binding; ATP binding; methylcrotonoyl-CoA carboxylase activity
Source: RefSeq, a predicted model, not a curated record
UUUUCUCCUCCACAUUUCUCUUUGGCUUAAGUUCUCUGUUUUUCAUCUAUUGAAAUAGAAUACCAACUGUAUGGAAACAAUUUUUGUUUCUAAAAUAACCACUUCGCCUUUAACCUGCUCCCCUGGUCAUACAGCCAAUUAGCCAGCUAGCAUCGCUAGCCUCAGCAGCUGGUAGCCAUGGCUGCAGUCAUUCUGAGUUUUCCAACUUUGCAGGGUCUGAAGAUAUUCACACACAAGCUGUCAUGGACCAAAAGAGGCGUGAGACUUGUUUCAGGAGGGGUUGGAAGAAUCGAAAAGGUGCUGAUCGCCAAUCGAGGCGAGAUUGCAUGCCGUGUGAUGCGUACGGCUAAGAAGAUGGGCGUGCGCUCUGUUGCAGUAUACAGUGAUGCAGACAGACACUCCAUGCAUGUGGCCAUGGCAGAUGAAGCCUACCAUAUUGGUCCUCCUCCUUCCCAGCAGAGUUACCUCUCAAUGGAAAAGGUUUUGGAAGUAGCCAAGAGGUCGGGAACACACGCAGUCCAUCCUGGAUAUGGUUUCUUGUCAGAAAACACAGAGUUUGCAGAGGCCUGUAAACAGGAAGGAAUCAUCUUUGUUGGGCCUCCUUCUUCUGCCAUCAGAGACAUGGGCAUUAAGAGCACAUCCAAACACAUCAUGUCAGCUGCUGGUGUUCCAAUUAUUGGUGGUUACCACGGAGAGGACCAAUCAAAUGAGAGGCUGCAGGCAGAAGCCGCCCAGAUUGGUUACCCUGUGAUGAUCAAGGCAGUGCGUGGAGGAGGAGGGAAGGGAAUGCGUAUCGCCCGAUCCGACUCAGAUUUCUUGGAGCAGUUGGAGUCAGCGAGACGAGAAGCCAGGAAGUCCUUCAAUGAUGAUGUCAUGCUGGUUGAGAAGUUUGUUGAGGACCCCAGACAUGUAGAGGUUCAAGUGUUUGGAGACAUGCACGGUAACGCCGUCUAUUUGUUUGAGAGGGACUGCAGCGUCCAAAGGAGACAUCAGAAGAUCAUAGAGGAAGCACCGGGGCCUGGAAUAAGCCCCGAGGUUCGGAGGAAACUUGGAGAGGCAGCUGUCAGAGCAGCUAAAGCUGUCAACUAUGUUGGGGCUGGUACGGUGGAGUUCAUAAUGGACGCCCAACACAACUUCUACUUCAUGGAAAUGAACACCAGGCUGCAGGUGGAGCAUCCUGUCUCUGAGAUGAUCACUGGAACGGACCUGGUGGAGUGGCAGCUCAGGGUGGCAGCAGGGGAGCGUCUGCCACUCCUGCAGGAUGACAUCAUCUUAAGGGGACACUCUUUUGAGGCUCGUAUCUAUGCCGAGGAUCCAAACAAUGACUUCCUUCCAGGGGCAGGACCUCUGCUGCAUCUGUCCACGCCUCCAGCAGACCAACACACACGCAUAGAGACGGGAGUUAGAGAAGGGGAUGAGGUGUCGGCACAUUAUGACCCGAUGAUUGCCAAGCUUGUAGUGUGGGGAGAGGACCGAUCUGCUGCCUUAAAGAAGCUGCGGUAUUGUUUACGGCAGUACAAUAUUGUGGGACUGAACACUAACAUAGACUUUUUGCUGAGCCUUUCGGGGCACCCAGAGUUUGAAGCUGGAAAUGUGAGCACCAGUUUCAUCCCUCAGCACUACGCUGACCUCUUCCCUGCUCCGAGAGCGCCUUCUGGGGCAACGAUCUGCCAGGCAGCCCUGGGCCUGGUGCUCCAGGAGAGGAAACACACACAGGAGUUCAUACAGACCUCCACAGAUCCUUUUUCUCCGUUUGGCUCCAGCAGCGGCUGGAGAAGCAACAUCCAGUUUAACAGAAACAUGACGCUACAGCUGGGAGACCAGAAAGUCAAUGUGGUGAUCACAUAUAACAAAGACGGAAGCUACAGUAUGCAGGUGGGUGAGGAGGUCUACCACGUUACGGGGGAGGUGGAGGUGGAAGGUGGAGCUUCCUUCUUGCACUGCUCAGUAAAUGGAGUGAAGUCUCGACCCAAACUGGUGAUCCUGGACAGCACAGUGCACCUGUUCUCCAUGGAAGGAAGCUCCCAGGUGUCUGUUCCUGUGCCGAAGUAUCUGGCUGGUGUUAGUGGAUCGGGAGCUCAGGGUGGAGCUGUGGCCCCCAUGACUGGAACCAUAGAGAAGGUGCUGGUCAAAGCUGGAGACAGGGUAGCUGUCGGGGACCCGCUGAUGGUCAUGAUUGCCAUGAAGAUGGAGCACACGAUCCGUGCACCCAAGUCAGGCGUGAUCAAGAAGGUUUUCUUCAGCGAGGGCUCUCAGGCCAGUCGCCACGCAGCUCUGGUGGAACUGGAGGAGGAGGUGGAAGAGGGGGAGGGGAGCGGCCAGUAAAACGCACACACCCCACACACAAUCAAAUCCACAAAUACACCGACAUGUAGGAGAUAGCCUGAAAGUGUUUGGGAGAGAUAGAAGCUAAGUUUUUGCUUCAUGUUUCCUACAAAUCAUCUGUUUGAGAGAGUUUGGGUCAGUCUGUAACAGACGGGAUGAAAACGAUCACAGCUGGAGUCUAAAUGCAUUAAGAAAGGUUAAAACACAAAGCUAGUGAUGGGAAAUGCAAACGUGACGCAUCAAACAUCCUCUAAUGUACAGACUGUUUUUUUCUCCUAAAUAAACACGAGUGUUGCAUCAUGUAUAUUUCCAAACUGAGAUCUGUUUCUGGUUUUUGUUCUUCCUCAUCGUUUGUUCUGUUUGCAGCGCCCCUUGAUCUUCUUCCUGUGUGUUGCUCUGUCAGCUGUAAAGGGUGAUUUUCAUUAUGCUAACAUGUCUCCUCGCAUCUCAACUCACACUGAGGGUGUGAAUUGCAGGAUUUAUACUUCACAGCAGCUGAUAAACAUUUUGGUCAAGGCUGUUUUCUUUCUUCAAAUUUCUCUGGAAACUUGUCUCCUUUGUGAAUGUAAUGGAAAUGUUUAAAAGGUGGGGAGAAAAGAGGACGCAUGAGUUAGCAUAAGGAAAAACACCUGAACUGUCAAUGAAAGAGGUGUUUAGUUUAUCACACAGUGCUGAUGAUAUUGCUUCCUCUUCCUCCUUUCUGUGUACUUCUCUUUAAACCUGUAAUAUAAGAGAGAUGCGCUCUAAUACUGGCUGAAUUUUGGCUUCAUCCUUUGAGGUUGAGGUAAACUAUCUUAGUUUAUGGGCUUGUUUGGACCAAAAUAAGCAAUCAAAAUGUUUCUGUUUUGUUUUUACCCCCUGGCAAGGUGAGACCGCUUGUAUAUAAUGUAUGAAAUAUUUGUUCCUGGCUAUAUUUGGGAUGGAAAACCACUCAGUAUUUUGGUGUUUUUAAACUCCAGACUGACUCCAAACUCUCCUUUACACAUUUGUAUCAGUCACAAUGUCAGAGCUGAGCUGAUGAUCUGGUUCUUAUGAUGGCUGCAAAAAAAAAAAAACACUCCAGAGAAAUUUCAACUAAAGUCAUUCUAAAAAAAAAAAGUAAAAUUCACAUUUGUGGUGUUUUUGUGAGGGGAUUUGUCUCUGGCUUAAAAAUAACCCCUGCAGGACAAAAUGUCGGUCACAGAGAGCUUUUAGGGGACAGAUGUUUGCUUCUGUUUAAAUCCACCAACAAAUGAUCACGUAGACGACAUGUGAGCCAGAGCAGUUUGUUCGGCUCGCUCUCUCUUCUUACUAACGGUGUGCUCAGUGGCCUUGUAGACUAAAACUGUUUGUUGUCUGGAUCAUUUGUAGAUGAUCUAAAGGAAAAAAGAUGUUGAACCUGUCAAAUACUGUAAUAAAUUUUCUAAAGUGUACUCAA